Molecule: messenger RNA, 528 nt
Organism: Tribolium madens (black flour beetle)
Lineage: Eukaryota; Metazoa; Arthropoda; Insecta; Coleoptera; Tenebrionidae
Product: beta-1,4-glucuronyltransferase 1-like
Exons: 2
Coding region: 54-416 (120 amino acids)
Source: RefSeq, a predicted model, not a curated record
CUCUGGACAUCGAACUGUUCCCCAAUCCCGGAUUCAUCCCGAAAUUCCUCUCAAUGAUAGCCCGGAAUCACCCACCACUCAACAGGCCCAACCCUCGAGUCUUCCCUUUACCAGUUUUCGAAAUCGAAUCCGGAUUAAAACUCCCGAAUAACAAAACCCAACUCCGGGAGUUGUUAACCAAAAAUUUAGCAAUUCCCUUCCACGAGAAAGUUUGCCCAACUUGUCACAAUGUUCCGGAGUUUGACAAUUGGGUGAAAAUGGAAGAGACUCAGGGUUUAAAUAUUUUUCAUGUUGGUAAGAGAAAUGGUAAGUUUUUUCACUGGGAGCCCAUUUUUGUGGGUACAAAUGCCGAUCCAUGGUACGACGAGAGACUGUCAUGGGAGGGUAAAAAGGAUAAAAUGACCCAAGGGGAUUAAAACCAGGAAUAGGGAUUCAGAAGAAAGGAAGAAAAUUGUCAAAAUGACUAAAAAAAUUAUCGAAGUGCGGAUUUUACCACAGUUGGGACAAUUAUAUGGGACUAGAGUUGGG